Metarhizium acridum CQMa 102 is the source of this 639-nucleotide messenger RNA. NCBI's taxonomy places the organism in Eukaryota, Fungi, Ascomycota, Sordariomycetes, Hypocreales, Clavicipitaceae. The record is from RefSeq and is a predicted model, not a curated record.
AUGACCGAGUCAAGCAAUACUACAGACAAUCCCGUCUACUUCUGGCGAGAUGCUGAUACGGAGACCGGAUGGCUUUCACAAUGGUACUACUGUCCAUUCACGGACGAUAAGAACCCCGAAAUAGUAUACGACACUGCCAAACAGUCCGUCUCCCCGGCCCGGACUCUCCAUCCCAUGCAAAGAUGUGCUAAUUACUUCUCAAGUUACAUGAUGUAUCACAAGGCUCUUUUAUUUAACGACCAGGCCGUGGCAGAUCAAGUUCUGUCUGCAGGCCAUCCACGAGACGCCAAAGCCCUAGGCCGCCAAGUUCAGAACUCCUCAGACGAGACAUGGAAAAAGCACAGGACGGCCAUCGUUCAGCAGGGAAACCUCCUGAAAUUCACAGGAGCAGUUACAGAGAAAGGGUUUCGAAAGGGCACGGGCAACGACACACCCCCGAUUGAUGGCAGCUUGCGCGAGAUGCUCCUCGCAACUGGCACCCGCGAGAUUGUAGAGGCCAGCCCGUACGAUAAGACCUGGGGGAUCGGCUGCCUUGCAGCCGAUGCAGAACGUCGUAGGGCCUAUUGGGGUCUCAACUUGCUGGGCAAGGCCUUGAUGGAGGUGAGGUGGUUACUGAGAGAGCAGACGCCACAGACCUGA